Cavenderia fasciculata is the source of this 549-nucleotide messenger RNA. RefSeq names its product calcium-binding protein. Gene Ontology annotation, molecular function: calcium ion binding. The coding region runs from base 1 to 549 and encodes 182 amino acids. The transcript is spliced from 2 exons. NCBI's taxonomy places the organism in Eukaryota, Evosea, Eumycetozoa, Acytosteliales, Cavenderiaceae. The record is from RefSeq and is a predicted model, not a curated record.
AUGGGAAAUUCAACAUUAUCAAAAGAAGAUUUACAAUCAAUUAGACAAUCAACCAAAUAUAAUAAAGGAGAGAUUAAGAAAAUAUUCAAAGAUUUUAAAACACAUGAUUCAGAUGGCAAUGGUACAUUUGAUAAAAAAGAGUUUAUAACUUAUUUUAAAGAUAAAUUCCCAACUUAUACACAAAGUGAUUUGGUUAAAUUAUUUCAUACAAUGGAUAAAGAUAAUAGUGGAACUAUAAGUUUUAAAGAAUUAUCAGCAACCCUGUCAAUUAUAUCAACUGGAAGCAUCUAUGAUAAAUUGGAUUUAUUAUUUGAUAUUUUUGAUGUAAACAAGGAUAAUCGAUUAGAACGAUCAGAGAUUAAAGAUAUGUACGAUUUAAUGGCGUUCUCUGGUAGUCGAUUUGGUCUGUCUUUUUCCGAGGCAAAUGAAAUGGGAAUUAAAAUAACAAAUGAAAUGGAUGUAAACGGUGAUGGAAUCAUAGAAAGAAGUGAUUGGAUUAGAAUAGGUGCUGAAAAUAGAGCUAUAUUAAUAUUAUUGGGAUUUCAAUAA